AUGGAGGGGACGCGUCGGCAACUGGCCCUCGUGCGGCCGUGGCGGGAGUUCUUCGAUAGGCAGAGUUUCACCGCGCCAGCAGGCCUCAGCGAGUCGCUCAGCCGCCUCAACCGAAACAUCAACUUCUACUACCAUAACUACAUCAUUCUUGCGUUGCUGGGCUCGUCCUAUGUAUUGCUGCUAAACCCGACCUUCAGCAUCUGUUUGCUUCUCACCAUGGUAAUGUGGUGGUACGUGCGGAUGAAGCACACGGAGGCGGUGGCGACGAACAGCAACCACUUCUUAUUGUUCAACCGCGAGAUCACGUUCUCACAGGCGUACCUCCUCAUUUUCAUAUUCGGUGUAGCAUCGUUCUUCCUGUCAAACGGUAGCUCGGUAGUGUUCUGGCUAGUGCUCUCGUCGCUGGGCAUUGUGGUGGCACACGCGGUGAUGCUCAAGCCGGCUGUAGAGGAGCAGCCGUUCUCCUUUGUGUAG
Trypanosoma grayi is the source of this 474-nucleotide messenger RNA. RefSeq names its product RAB-interacting protein. The transcript has a single exon. Lineage: Eukaryota; Euglenozoa; Kinetoplastea; Trypanosomatida; Trypanosomatidae. Gene Ontology annotation, cellular component: Golgi apparatus. The coding region runs from base 1 to 474 and encodes 157 amino acids. The record is from RefSeq and is a predicted model, not a curated record.